AACUGCGUGGCACAAGAGAGCCCAAUCGUUGCGCGCCAGCGCCACGACGAAAAAGACGCUCAAUGGCCUCACACUGCGUAACGGCAACCCAAGACGAAAAACGAUGACCACGCGUAAUAGAGGUCUCAAACAUACAAAAGACUGUUUCUGGACUUGUCCCAUCAUUGUUGCCGGCAAAGCCCAUUCACUCACCUUCUUCCUGCAUAAACAUCAUCAUCUCUACUGUACUAGUAUUACUAGCUAAGCUGGCCACUUGGGAUCUGUUUGAGAACGGGAAAGUAAAUCGAGGCAAGAACCAAGUUUUUUGUCGGCAGGCUUUUUCACCUCCUCGGAAGCAAGGCAAGAACUCGACUAUUUAUUUGGGAGGAUCAAUACAUCAUGAGAGGACCAUCAUCGGAAGAUCUCGUCAUGAAUGCUGGCACCCAGCAUCCUGGCCGAUUACAACUCCACGACAGUCACAACAGCAAGAGAAAGAGACGAAGAAGGACGACGAGUCGAUGGGUUUUCUCGUUUCCUUCCGUCGUCCUUUGGGUCACUCUGCUCUCGUCUGGUUGGAGAGGGCCAAGCCUUGCUGUCGUGGGACCCGUAGUAAAUGCUCAGGAAGAAUCAAUGACCACAACAACAAGUACUCUAGACGAGGAGCGCUCGGAUGUGGACAUGGAAACAGACGAAAUAAUGAAUGCCUUUCUAAAGACAUUGCGUCUUUCUUCCUAUCUGGACCUGAUUGUCCAGGCCACACACGAAAAGAAACCCGUGAAUUCCAACAGAGGAGGACCUCCCGUCAUGAUUGGAAGAAGACGAAGUCUCAUGGAACACAGUCUUCAUCAUCAUUAUUCCGUCCAGUACUUGCAACAACUCAAAAAGAGACGGACCAGUACUACUACUAUUUCCUCCACAUCAUCAUCAAGUAGUAGCAGUGAAGACAGCAGUAGUAGCAGCUCUAGCAGCGAAGACAGUAGGAGCAGUGACGAAGAGCAAAAGCAGCAGCAACAAGCACAGAACCAAAAAAGAGAGGCCGAGUUGCGCGAAGUACUCAACGCCUUUUUGUACUUGACGCCACUGGAAGCCCAUGUCAAGGCCAAUCCACAGCGACAACAACACAACUCGGCCACAUCCAACAUGGUGGGAAUGCCACCCUUUCCGCCCAGUGCUAGUCGCGCCAAUGCACAGCUCUUGAAAGACAUGUUCUACCGGUCCUACAAUGCUUACAUGGAACAUUCCUUUCCCGCUGCCGAACUCCUGCCACUCACCUGUCAGCCAGGGACGUUUGAUCUGGUGCGACUUCCAGCAUUGACUUUGAUUGAUGCCCUUGAUACACUGAUAGUACUAGGGGACAGUCUAGAGUUUGCCAAGAGCGUCGAACGAUUACGAGCAUUUCAUCGAGAGCACUUAAAAAGCGACGGAUCGGGAGGCAUUUUUGCCGUCAAUCAAAAUGUCAGCCUCUUUGAGACGACCAUUCGAGUUUUGGGAGGGCUGUUAUCCGCUCAUCAAAUGGCAGUAGCCUAUCUCAGAAAUCAACAACAACCAGACAGGGGCGCUCAACAACAACAACACGUAUUGCCGCCCGUUUUCUUGAAGGAUGUCUUUGAUUCCACUUCUGCCGAUGUGUACUUGCAGCCACCAGAGCAUGUGCAACGGAUACUGGAGCAACACGCCCAAAAGUACCUCACCGACACAAAGGGAACUUGUACAGUGGCUAAUCCAGCUGCCAAAGCUGGUAACGACAACAAUCCAGAAGACCUUGAGAUUCAUCACGCCGACAAUAACCAUCACUCCGAGGUUGUAGUAGAUGUUAACAGCAAUCAUGAAGAUUGGAGAGAGCAUUGUGGUGCUGGCGUGCUGGCACUGGAAGAUUGUGCCGCAUCCAAAGCUCCCAAAAACAAUGCGAAACAGCAGCAGCAACAAGCGGUCAAUCAAACCGUGGCACGCCUGCAAAAGGAACGCCUACUGCGUGAACCACAGUGGGAAUACGAUGGUUUCUUGUUGGAUCUGGCGCUGGAUAUCGGUGAACGCUUGUUACCUGCAUUUGAUACGCGAACGGGAAUCCCAUACGGAACCGUGAAUCUGCUCAGUGGCGUGCCCUCGGGAGAAACCACCGUGGCGUCCUUGGCCGGAGGUGGAACCUUGUCACUCGAAAUGGAAUUGCUGUCGCGGCUCACGGGCGACCUUCGAUUUGGGCGAGCUGCCAAAUUGGCCAUUCGGGCACUGUGGGUGAGACGUUCCAACUUGAAUUUGCUGGGGAAGCACAUUGAUAUUCAACGGGGGACAUGGACCGAAAACUUGUCGGGGAUCGGAUCCAACUCGGAUUCUUUCUUAGAAUACCUUUUGAAACACUAUCUGCUGUUCCCCGAGGAAGAGGACUUUUGGACAAUGCUGCAAGCAGCCUAUACUGGAAUAUUCAAGGACGCUCGACUUGGAGAAUGGUAUGCUGACGUGGACAUGAAAACGGGAAAACAGGCAUGGCCCAAGGGCAUGAUCAAGCGAGUGCUAGAAUCGCUCAUGGCGUUUUACCCGGGGAUGCAGACGCUCCUGGGCGAGCACGUUCCGGCGGCUCGAAGUCUCAACUCCUUUUUCAUGGUGCGAGAAUUCCUCGGGUUUCUGCCUGAAAGAUUCUCCUAUAGCAACUGGAAAGUUGACGGUGGUAUCAGCUCUGGUGCCGCCAAAUAUCCGCUGCGACCAGAAUUGUUGGAAAGUUGCUAUUUUAUGCACAGGGUAACCAAAAAGGACGGUGCCUCGUCAGAGGCCUCAUCUAGCUGGCAGUGGGCUGCAGACUUUGCUCUGCACCAUCUUGAGCGUCUGACCCGGGCAAAAUGCGGGUAUGCUUCGGUGCGAGGGUUGAAUCCUUCAACCGGGAGUUUGCACAAUUAUCAACACUCCGAGCAUGUCAAGCUGUUCAAUGAAAUGCCUAGUUUCUUCCUGAGUGAAACCAUCAAAUAUCUCUAUUUGACUUUUGAUGACGACAACAUAAUUCACAAGGACAAGGAUCGAGAAUGGAUUUUCACGACAGAAGCUCACCCCAUACACCACGUUCCAACAUUUGAACAGCAGCAAGAAUCCACACAAAAGGACGAGGAAGAGGACGAAUCAGUUCACCUGGCACAGGUCAAGGAUCGACUUCGGAAGAAGCUGAAGGUUUUGAAGUAUCACAAAGCGCAUAGAACAUUUUCGUCGUCGAGGAGCAAGCCUCCUACUGAUAACCUUGUUUCGGCUUACUAUCUCGCAGAGGAACUGUGGGCAGACAACACACAACCUCGCAAGUAUCGGGGCAGCAUUAAGGAGGUUAUCGACGAGAUCUAUACGUCAGAAGAACAGAACACCUAUGAUCCUGAAUGGCACCCAGUCAAAUCUUUCUUCGGCGAAGAGGUGACGAUGGUGGACCCGAUGCAACAACAGAACAAGGAACAUCUCUACGAAGAAGACAACAAUCUAGCUCACAUGACGUGGAGCAGCGUAGGGGUGGGAAGUGGCUAUGGAUUGAGGAAAGCAUGCCCCAAUACAUACGCACCAGAACUGACCUGGUUGCAUGCUCUCAAUGGUGGAGCACUUGACUAUACCGACAUUUACGUCACCUCAAUGUCAGAAUCGGAUGGUGAUUAUCCGUUUGCUGAGACGGUACACCUUCUGGUGACAUCAGCCGAAGCUCUCAGCGUACAUGGAAGUGGUGUCUAUCUUGGAAUGAUGGACUCGUCAGUGCAAGCGAGCGAGCAGUGCCCGAUUGUUCCUCAAGCUAACAACGCGCACACACGAGCUACAGACUCGACAUCGACGGAGUCGUCGCCAGAGCAACUUCUUGGUGAAACCUCGAAUGAUGUAGGAGAUGGAGAUGUACCAGAGGCAGCCAUACAACACGUGGAACUGGCAGGACUUGGUACUUUCGAAAUCAAGGCAUUCCCUGAAGGCAGCGGCUUCAUUAUGAAACAUAUGGAUAGUGGAGAAUCCAUCAUGGCAACUUUCAUUGCGGAUGCUUUCGAUGGAAUCUCUGCUCAAGAUGUUACGCUCAUGGUAUAUGCGUCCAUGCCGCGAACGAAGAUGCUGGUGACCUCGAACGAAACCGACGAUAUCCAGGAAUCGUCCGAUGAUAGCGACGACGUUGGCUACACCAAAGAUGCAAAGGACGACGAAACCCCGGUACCGACUUGGAGGCGUGUAGGCCCUCGACUAGCUUCGUUGUUUAAAAAGAAGAACCCCAACACGGACGAAGUACCGCAUAUGGAACCUGGUGAACCUGAGCGGGCUGUUGUGAUCGCGGAUCUUCACAACCAUGCAUUCCACUGCGACGUGAAUAUCAUUCGGCGACCACUUUCAAUGAAACAAGACUCAGACUACAGCACAACAGAGACCGAGGACAAUGAUGAUGCCAGAACCUCUACCAACGCAGACGAGCUGGUCGCAACUGUUCCUUGCGCGCCUGCUUUGUUUGGGCCAACCUUAGUUUCCAAGUUAGUUGAGAGCAAUGGAGCUUUGAUCGAGCGACCAAUCUUUCCUCCCAACGAGGCUGAUGAGUUUGGUUGCGGUACUCAGGAUGGCGAGGAAAUCCCGACUGUAACUCCCGUGAGAGAAAAGGAACCCAGGAGCAACGAAGAUAAUUUUUCCGAGGUUGAAGCACACGACGACAAUGCUGCCGAUGACCAAAGUGGUUCCUGUGAGAACAAGACGAUUCAGCUUGUUCAACGUGGUGAGUGCAGCUUCUACGCCAAAGCUGCCAACCAGAAGAAGCAUGUCAACGCGGAAGGGGUAAUUGUCAUCAACAAUGAUGACUUGGAACUCUUUAUCAUGUCCAAUGGCGGAGACGAAGAUGUGGGCGUAAGCGAGGAGGAGAUUCCGGUAUCAGUCCUCGUAACGGGGAUGGAUGGGGAAACCUUGCUUGGUGUGAUCCAAUCCGAAAGCCUUGCCUCCAACGAUGAAACAUAUAUGCUAGCACAAAUCUCAAUCUACAAACAAGACCCGGUUGUUGACGACACAGGAAACCUCAAGCAAGACUCAGAAGAUAUUGCUUGGCCCAUUGUUCGCGGUUCUGGCGAAGCUCUGCAAAUUCUCGCAGAGGGGGGCUGGGGAAUUCAUGCCAUGCGGAAAGACGGAGGAAGUAUAAAAUCCAUACAAGGAAGCAACGACCUACAAAUAUUUCUCCUCAAACACUCUGAUUGAGGCCGACCCAUGGUUUGCAGAAGGAACACUGCCAACCGCACACAUUUGCACUCUUGCUAAAAAACACCGUAAUGUAAACUAGGACCUUUUGCAUCUCUC
This is a messenger RNA of Seminavis robusta, 5244 nucleotides long. Lineage: Eukaryota; Bacillariophyta; Bacillariophyceae; Naviculales; Naviculaceae. The record is from the annotation of a GenBank genome assembly.